Molecule: messenger RNA, 1853 nt
Organism: Rubroshorea leprosula
Lineage: Eukaryota; Viridiplantae; Streptophyta; Magnoliopsida; Malvales; Dipterocarpaceae
Source: the annotation of a GenBank genome assembly
GUGAAAGCUUCAUCGCCUUCCUUGUGAUCUUCAUUUCUACUUCUCCAAGAAUGCGAUCUUCAUUUAGAAUGUGACUUCUAAGAUGCAGUCUUCAUCUUUUCUUUUACGGGAUGCGGUCUUCAUCUCUCCUUCUUCCUUAGAUGUGGUAUUCAUCUAGGAUGUGUGACUUUUAAGAUGCGGUCUUCAUCUUAUCUUUUGUGAGAUGUGGUCUUCAUCUCUCCUUCUUCAUUAGAUGCGGUCUUCAUCUUAGGUGUGACUUCUAAGAUGCAGUCUUCAUCUUAUCUUUUGGGAGAUGCAGUCUUCAUCUCUCCUUCCUCCUUAGAUGCGGUCUUCAUCUAAGAUGUGAUUUCUAAGAUGCAAUCUUCAUCUUAUCCUUUGCGAUAUGCAGUCUUCAUCUCUCCUUCUUCCUUAGAUGCGAUCUUCAUCUAGGAUGUGAUUACUAAGAUGCAAUCUUCAUCUCUCCUUCCUUAAAUGCAGUCUUUAGCUAGGAUGUGACUUCUAAGAUGCGGUCUUCAUCUUAUCCUUUGCAAGAUGUGGUCUUUGUCUCUCCUUCUUCCUUGGAUGCGAUCUUCAUCUAAGAUAUGACUUCUAAGAUGCGGUCUUCAUCUUAUCCUUUGCGAGAUGCGGUCUUCAUCUUAUCCUUUGCGAGAUGCGGUCUUCAUCUUAUCCUUUGCGAGAUGCGGUCUUCAUCUAGGAUGUCUUAUUAUAAACUUGAUUUAGCUUUCCUGAGUUUAAAAAUCCCUUGUCGUGCUGUGGGUCUCAUUGUUCUCUUUGGGGUUCUCAUCAUUGAAUGUGAUGCAUUAGGUAUUGGCAUUGGCGCUGUUUUGAUGCAAGAGCGGUGGCCUAUUGUGUUUUUUAGUGAAAAAUUGACUGGUGCAGUACUUAACUAUCCUACAUAUGACAAAGAGAUGUACGCAUUGCACCUUAAGGGACAAGGUAAGAUGAAUAGACGACAUGCUAAGUGGGUGGAAUUCCUUGACACAUUUCCCUAUGUGAUCAAGUACAAGCAAGGAAAAAAAAACAUUGUGGGUGAUGCAUUAUCUCGCAGGUUCUCGAAGAUGGCACACUUCAUUCCAUGUCAUAAAACCAAUGAUGCAACUAAUAUUGCUGAUCUGUUCUUCAAGGAGGUUGUUCAUUUACAUGGUGUUCCAAGGACUAUUGUUUCUGAUUGCGAUGUUAAGUUCUUGAGUUACUUUUGGAACACCUUGUGGGGAAAGCUGGGAACUAAGCUAUUGUUUUCGACUACUUGUCAUCCACAAACUGAUGGACAAAUAGGGUUAAUAGGACAUUCAACUAACUGUUCACCAUUUGAAGUUGUGUAUGGUUUCAAUCCACUCACCCCUUUGGAUUUAUUGCCAUUACCCAUUGAUGAACGAGCUAGUUUGGAUGGGAAAAAGAAAGCUGAAGUGGAGCAAUUCCUUGCACAAAGGUGUUCUAAGUUGCAGCCAAGAGGCGAUGGACCAUUUCAAGUGAUUGCAAGGAUGAACAACCACGCAUACAAGUUGGAGCUUCCUGGUGACAAUUUGAGGACAAAUCUUUUUGAGGAGAGAGGGAAUGAUGGGAAUCAAGAUGACUCCACAUGUACCACGUCAAGAGAUCCAUUACACAUUCCAGGAGGUCCAGUCACGAGAGCUAGAGCUAGGAAGAUGCGAGAAGCUUUAAAUGGCCUUAUUGAGCAGAUCUGGGUUCAUAAUAACCUGCAAGAAGUAAAUCGACGCUUUGAUGAUUAUCAAGGCAUGAUAAACAUCAUUCAGGUUCAAGAGAAGCUUAAUUGAGGUCAUUUAUGCUAAAUUACACAGUUUGCGUCAAUUUCACAAUUCUGUCGCAAUUUGUAACAAACUGACAUUUCAUGU